GUUUUGACAAAGUCUCAGUCGCGAUAAAAAUGACGAGCCGUACGUUUUACUAAAAUUUAACAAAAUAAAAGUGUUUUACCAGUAUGACUGUGUGGCGAAUUAUCAAGGAUGAAAAGUGCUAUGCCGUCGCCAUAUACAACUACAACGGCCCCUCCCCCCACCUCCCCCUGGAAGUGGGCGAGCUGGUGCACUGCGAGAGGGAGACAGAGCACUGGUACUGGGGCCGCAGUCUGCGGCGGGACGGGCUCGGCGCGUUCCCGAAGAGCUACGUGCAGCUGAGGGAGUGCCAGGUCGAGAGAGUCGGCGAAACAGUGGUUGCCUCUGCUGGAGGUUCAGGCGUGGUUCACGAUAUAGCCCUCACAUUGAGAGACUGGCUACAACAUUGGAAGAAACUAUACACGACGUGCGAUGAACGCUUCAAGUUCAUGGAAGUAAGCAUGCGUGCGCUGCUGGAGUUACGAGCUCAAGCGGCAUCAGGCGCUCUUCCUCUGGACCAAUUGCGGAGAGUCGCCAGGACUGCCAUCUUCACUAUAGAUAAAGGGAACAGAGCGUUGGAUAUGGAGCUGGCAGUCAGAAACGCGAACGGACAACUAGUCAACCCCCUACACAUGUCCACGUACAAACUGAACUCUUUGCACGACGAAACCAACGCUAAGAUAGACAAAAAUAUGGAAACGACACCAGCCACGCCUCCCCCACCACCCACCUCCGCGCGUUCCUACACCGUGGCCGUCAAAGUCCACAACUUCGUCUGUCGCAUGUCCGACUCCGCAGAACUAUUGCUAUCAUUACACGACUCUAGCGGCAACAAACUGACUGAGCAUCUCAUGAUGAGGUGGCCUAGCCCCAAUAUGUCUACUGGACAAGUUGUGUUCACUGACCUUGGCAGUGAAAUUAAGCGAGAGAAAACAUUCUUAGUCUGCCACGUGGUAAGGAUAGGCUCCAUGGCUCCCGAAAACGUGGACUACAGACGAUCAAUGGCGGGUGUGCCCCCUCCCCCGAAUUCAAGUGGUGGGUUGCGGCGCCCGUUCGGCGUCGCGGUGGCCGAUGUGACAAGACUGCUGGCGGACCACUCGCAUUCUCCUGACAGACAUAUACAGGCGCCUUUUUACGCGUGUGAGAAAGAAACUAUGGACACGUUACUAAAGAAAGUGAUAACGAACCGAGAGUUGAAGGAAACGAAGCACCAGCAAGGGCUCUGGGUUUCCAUACAACUCGUCGACGGGGAUUUAAAACAGGUCCGUGAAGAGAACCCUCACAUCCUCGUCAGCAACACAGCCAUCGCUCGCAAGAUGGGUUUUCCCGAGGUCAUCAGGCCCGGAGAUACUCGUAACGACCUCUACGUCACUCUGUGCAGUGGAAGUUUCUCUAGGGGAGGCGUGAAAAACUCCGAGAGAAACAUAGAGCUGUGUGCGAGGAUCGUGGAUAAGAAUGGGCAGAUUGUACCAGGUGUGAUAUCAGUAGGAGCCGGCGUUUCGAAAGUUAACGAGUACACGUCACUAGUAUACUACCACGAAGAUCGACCACGAUGGCAGGAAACUUUCAAGGUCUGUCUCGGCAUAGAAGAAUUCAAAGAGGCCCAUCUAGUGUUCCUCUGCCGGCAUCGAAGCUCGAACGAAGCGAAAGAUCGCGCGGAGAAGCACUUCGCACUCUCCUUCUUAAAGCUCAUGCAGCGAGAGGGCACCACUACACCGGACAAACAUCACACGCUGUGUGUUUAUAAGAUCGACAACAAGAAAGCGAGCACAGAAGACAUAGAAUCCGAAGCGGCGGCCGCCUGCCUCGGCCUCCCCUCCCGCCGCGACGAGCUGCCCGCGCAGUCCGAGCGCGGCCUGGUGCGCGGGCCGCUGGCGCUCGUGCACCGGGACUCGCUGGUCGUGCACUCGAAGCUGUGCUCCACCAAACUAACACAACGAGAGGAGAUCCUGGGCGUUCUAAAGUGGAGCACACACCACGCCGAAGGCACGCUCCGGCAAGCGCUAACCAGGUUGAUGCACGUACCUAGCGAAGAACUAGUCAAGUUUCUUCAAGAUAUCCUGGAUGCUCUUUUCAGUAUAUUGACACAGGUCCCCGAAGAGCAAGAAAGCUACACGGAGAAUAGCUACGGUGUGUUAGUUCUAGAAAGCCUAAUGCGAGUAGUAUCUUUAGUGGCAGACCACAAAUACCAGCACUUCCAACCAGUAUUAUACCAAUAUGUCGAUGACAGUUUCUGCGACGCUCUGGCGUACGAAAAACUGAUCUCAGUAAUAGUCUGGGUGAUCACCUCGGCGGAGCAAGGCGAGCUGGCCUUAAAGCGGCUGCUCCAAUGCAUGAAGUGUCUAGAAUGUCUGAUUCGCUUCAUCGUCAGGAGUCGACAACUUAGAAGCGCGCUUGGCGACCCACAGGCUCAUGAAGACUUUAGAUUUCAAUUUGAGAGUCUGAUGGAGGCGUUAGUAUGGCUGAUGCGGUGUGGCGACUACGCCCUAACCUGUCAAGGGUCUGCGCUCAAAUAUCUACCGCACGCAGUACCACAUGCCAUCAAAGUGUUCCCGCAUACUGAGCUCAGCGCUCACGUAGUCCGAGCGUUAGACGCCCUUCCCCUGUCUCGACUGGGCAAGCAGCGCAUGUUGGCGCUCCUCGAGCUGGUGCGCGGCGCGCUGUGCCGCGCGGGCGCCGCGCGGGCGCUGCUGCUGCCGCACGUCGCGCUGACUGUCAAAGCGCUGCUCAUGGAGAAGGUCGAGUUGGACCGCGAGGCGGCACACAAGUCGCGCUCCGUGGACAAGGCGGCGCGACUCCUGGGCGCGGAUUCGUCGAGGCUCCACGACCCGACGCAGCAUCAGCAAAUCGUGGAGCUAUGCGUAGAAACGCUAGGCGAACUAGUCACCCUGCUUGCCAGGGACGAUGUGGGCCCAGUGGAAGCCGACAGAGGCGAGCUGGCGAAACUGCUGUUGCCCACCGUACUCCGGGUCGCCGCUAAUAUGAUGAAGGAUGAGCGGAACAAUGAUGACCCUUUAUUGCGUCGCAUCAUCAGCAUCCUCCUGGACAUAGUCCGCCAGAUGUCCGAAGACCAGUACCUGCUCGUCGUGUCGGCACUCGAGCAGGAGACAGGGGGAAGCGCCAGCCUCGUGGUGGAUGCGCUGGCUCUGCUGCAAGCGCUCCUGCAGCGGCCGGUGUUCCGCGCGCACUGGGCCGAUAUGCUGCACGUGCAGCAUUACGUUAUGCUGCACGCUUUGAGAUUAAUCUCCAUAACCCUCUGCAACCGCCUCCAAUCCAUCGACGAAGCAGACUCCGAAGGCAUAACAGCCAUACACUCCAUGUGUCGCUCCUGGUUCCACACUGUAGCCACCCUGGCUUCGUCACAACCGCUGCAGCUGGAGACUAUGAGACCUGCAAGACGAGCAAGGGCUGCUGCCGUCUGUGGCGAUGUUAGGAGAGCUGCUGCAAUGCUGCUUAGAGACCUGUGGUUUGCUUUAGGUGACCACAAGCGCGCCUUCAUCCCAUGCCUUGUCGGCCCGUUCCUAGAAGUGAGCUUCCUUUGCGAUGAAGAAGUCAGGAACACCACCAUACCACUCUUCUUUGAUAUGAUGCAGACGGAAUACAACCACAGUGUCAGCACUGGAGACAGUUCGGAAAGUCCUCUAAAAGACCUAGAAAACGAGCUAAUCGACAAAAUAGACGUUCUCGUCGAACGCGGCAGCGGUGACGUUGCGUGGAGAGCGCGAUUCGUUUCACUGUGCGGAGCGCUAUGUAAGGCCGCUACGGGCGGUUUACGCGCGGCCGCCGCUGCGUUAGUCGCUGCUGCGGCGAGGCAGUUGGACACGCUGCUACAAUACAGAGCGGCGGCACUUAAGUCAGCGAUAUCACACAGGAUGCUGCUUACAACCAAAGUGCUGCAUUUCUACGAGCAAAUCGAAAGGCCACAUAUGUAUAUUCGAUAUGUGCACAAACUAUGCGACAUGCACCGGUCAUGUCACCAAUGGGCCGAAGCGGGUCUUACACUAAGGUUACACGCCAGACUGCUAUCAUGGUUACCAGCUCCUCUAGAUCAACCGACGCAGCCACAGACCACGAGUGAAAGAGACCUCAAGGAAAUGUUGUACCACGAAGUGGCGGAUCUGCUAGACCAGGGCCACCAGUGGGAGGUCGCUGUUGAAGUUAUUAAGGAACUGGUAGAAGUAUACGAGGCAGAGGCACUAGGCUACGCGCCAUUAGCAGACCUACACUCUCGAUUAGCGGCAUUCUAUACAGCCAUGAUGCGAACAGUCCGCUCGCAUCCGGGCUACUUCAGAGUUGUGUACUUCGGAAAAGGAUUCCCCGAUCAUUUGAGGGUGCCACAUGGUUUCGUAUACCGCGGCAACGAAUACGAGCAGCUGGCGGACUUUAAAGAACGCCUGCUCGACGAGUGGCCGGAUGCUGAAGUCCUGCCGAAACUGGACCCGCCCGGGGAAGAGAUCACUGAGGCUGACGGACAGUAUUUACAAAUAAACGCAGUUGAGCCUGUAAUGGGCGACAAACUGAAGCGAUUAUCCGGCAAACCGAUAUCCGGCCAGAUUCUGCAGUACUACAAACACAACCACGUCAACAAGUUUAUAUUCUCCAGACCUUUCCUUAGACCUGAGGAGCAGUUGGAUGGAUCAAAAGACGAUCUUUCUGUCAAUGAGUUCGCUACGAGGUGGCUGGAGCGGACUGAGUUGGAGAUCAGUGACAUGCUGCCAGGAAUUUUAAGAUGGUUCCCAGUAGUGAAGCAGCGAACAUUCUGGGUAUCACCAGUAGAAGCAGCAGUGGAAGCAUUAAGAGACGCGAAUCGAGCUUUAAAACAACUAAUCCUAGAAGCGAGAGCCAGCGACGCACCACUACAGCCACUCACUAUGCGACUCAGCGGGAUAUUGGAUCCGGCGGUCCAAGGCGGCAUAGUGAACUAUGAGCGUGCCUUCCUCACGCCAGCGUACGCGGAGAAGCAUCCUGACCAUGCACCUCUUUUGGCUCAACUAAGAGACUUGAUUGCUGACCAGAUACCUUUGUUGCAAUUUGGUCUGGAUGUCCACGGGGCGCGAAUGCCGACAGCUCUAGAAGGAUUACAUGCACACAUGUUACAAUGCUUUAGGAGGAUACAGAACCAUGUACACCAAAGAUAUGGACGCAAGGCGUGUGACUUCGAAUCGGAGGCGGCGGAGGUGCAACUCCGCAUGCCACCUCGAGACCGCUCCUAUACGGAGACCACUACCAGCAACCGAGUGUCCGAUAUAUCUACUGGAACAUCCACUGAUUCCGCGUCAAAAUCGAAGUUCUUCAGUUUCAACGCCGCGAUUAACCCGCUGGCCAGAAACAGCGCGGCUAGCAACUACUUCGGAACUCUCAACAGCUCGCCUAAGAAGAAAGAGAGGAGACGAGCGAGAAAGAGCGAAAUCGGCACUCAAGCCAGCGGCAGCCAAUGGUACACCAGUUCCGUAGCCAAUGGAACCAGCAACAGCACAAACACGAGCCACGCCAGUAACACUAGCCUCGCGUCUCAAUCCGAAUCGCCGCUACGAGAACUACGGCAAGAGAACUUUCAGUCCCCGAUGGCUGCCCGAAUUCAAAACGCUCUGGUGACGGAGCGACCGCUGCGUGCUGAAGUGGAACAACGUCGUAUGUCGCAGCGAGCGAGUUUGGUCUCCGCGCCGCCGUCGAAUAGAAACUCUAUGGGUACAACGGACUCAAACCAAGAAGACGAGGAGCCGCCGCCGUUGCCAGAGAAGUCUGGCAACCGGAGCACCCUAGACAGUGACCACAAUAACAACCCCGAGCCUCUCCCGCCGAGAAACAACUAUGACACUGUAUUAACGCCCCGUGGUUCCUUCCUCUACAAUUCCAUGAUGCGACGGACCAGCGCCGGCAUCCCCGUCAGCCAAACGCCCCCCACCCCACCACCUAAGAAAAAACAUCAACAACAACAUCAUUCCUGAGUGGGUACCCUUAAUAACCAUACUACUGCGCAGUAUGUAAAUUUGGUAGGAUUCGAAUGUGUUAUAGAUGAUCGACAUACGAACUGUAUGAACCUCUUCACAGAAAUCGAGGUAUGUCUACUCGACGAAAGAGGACUUGAAAAUGACAAAUAGUAAUACUCAGCGUAGACAAUUACGUCAGUGGGGUCUUUCCGCUUUUGUUAUAAUGACUACAAUAUAAAUUUACUUUUCUCCUGACUAGCUCGGAAACACGUGUUUUGUCCUUUACUAUCAGCGGGUAAAAACGCAUUUUAUCCACGUGGGUAAAGUAAUUUGACCUUGAAUAAAGUCAAAUUAACUGCUUCAAAAUUGAGAAAAGUAGGUGAAUCAAGUAAUAAAGAUGAUUUAGUGAAUUUAGUGUAAGUAGAUUUGACCUGUGGAACUACUGGAAGCAGUGAUAAACGCAUUUUUUGCGUUGUAGUUUCCUCGCUAUAGUGAGGGGAAAAGUUUUGUGUUACACUCGGGUGUAAAUGUAUUUUACUUCUCGUGUGUU
Leguminivora glycinivorella is the source of this 6456-nucleotide messenger RNA. RefSeq names its product dedicator of cytokinesis protein 1 (gene mbc). Gene Ontology annotation, cellular component: cytoplasm; plasma membrane. Gene Ontology annotation, biological process: small GTPase-mediated signal transduction; cell migration. Lineage: Eukaryota; Metazoa; Arthropoda; Insecta; Lepidoptera; Tortricidae. Gene Ontology annotation, molecular function: guanyl-nucleotide exchange factor activity; small GTPase binding. The record is from RefSeq and is a predicted model, not a curated record.